This is a messenger RNA of Lathyrus sativus (Indian pea), 1089 nucleotides long. Lineage: Eukaryota; Viridiplantae; Streptophyta; Magnoliopsida; Fabales; Fabaceae. The record is from the annotation of a GenBank genome assembly.
AUGUCCGAUCACUCCGCCGAUCUUCCUGCCGCCGCCGCCGCUCUUAGCGCUGAAGAUCGUGCUGGUCUCGUUAAUGCACUCAAAGAUAAACUUCAGCUCUUGGCUGGGGAGCAUGUGGAUAUCUUGGAAACACUGUCACCAAAAGUCAAGCAACGUGUUGAGGUUCUUAAAGUUUUGCAGAGUGAACAUGAUGAGCUGGAGACUAAGUUCUUAGAGGAGCGAGCUCAGUUGGAAGCUAAAUACCAGAAGCUUUAUGAACCACUUUAUACUAAGAGAUAUGAGAUUGUCAAUGGUGUUAUUGAGGUUGAAGGAAUAACAGAUGAAACAGUACUCGGAGAAGAAAACAAAGCAGCCGAAGAGAAAGGAGUGCCUAACUUUUGGCUAACUGCAUUGAAGACUCAUGAAACACUGGCCGGAGAGAUUACUGAACGUGAUGAGGAGGCCCUCAAGUAUCUCAAAGAUAUCAAGUGGUGUAAAAUUAACAAUCCUAAGGGUUUCAAGCUGGACUUUCAUUUUGAUUCUAAUCCUUAUUUCCGGAAUUCUGUGCUGACAAAAACAUAUCACAUGAUUGAAGAUGAUGAUCCUAUAUUAGAGAAAUCAAUUGGAACGAUAAUUGAGUGGAAUCUAGGAAAGUGCUUGACACAAAAGGUUCUGAAGAAGAAGCCAAAGAAAGGAUCAAAAAAUGACAAACCAAUCAUAAAAACUGAAAAAUGUGAAAGUUUUUUCAACUUUUUCAACCCUCCCCAAAUUCCUGAGGAUGAUGAUGAAAUUGAUGACGAUAUUGUUGAAGAGCUUCAGAAUUUGAUGGAACAUGAUUAUGACAUUGGUUCUACAAUACGAGACAAAAUUAUUCCUCAUGCUGUGUCAUGGUUCACGGGAGAGGCUGUAGAGAGUGAUUUUGAGGACACAGAUGGAGAUGGAGAUGAAGAUGAAGAGAAUGAUGAAGAGAAUGAUGAAGAGGAUGAUGAAGAGGACGAGGAUGACGAUGAUGACGAUGACGAGGAGGAGGAGGAAGAAGAUGAAGGGAAGGGGAAAAGCAAGAGCAAGGUUGGUUACACUGAGUACCCUCCUGAUUGCAAGCCGCAGUAG